CUGCUAAUUCUCUACCUAAAAGCUUACGCUCCAUGUGAUUUAGACCGGCUAAGAAAAGACAAAAAAGGGAAAUCCAUCACUACUAGCACUUCCUCCAGCCAACAUGGCAGAUUUCCCCCGCCUCCCGCCGUCCGGCAUCAAAGUGCUCGUCGUCGGCGCGGGCUUCGCGGGCCUGGCGGCCGCCAUCGAGUGCGACCGCAAAGGCCACUCGGUCACGCUCUUCGAGAAGGUGGACAACAUCGACGAGAUCAUGCGCAUCGGCGACAUCAUCAGCUUCGACCCCAACGGCUCCAAGGCCUUUGAGCGCUGGCCGGGCGUGGUCGAAGCCAUGGAGGCCAUCGCGCGCCAGACCUCGUGGCUCGACCUGUUCCACCACCAGGGGAAAUUCGUCACGCGCCAGUCGUUCGCCCACGAGAAUGCCUGGGGGAGGCGCAUCAACGGCCACCGCGGCCAGCUGCAUAACAUCAUCUACCGCCAUGCCGUGGCCAGGGGCAUCGACAUCCGGCUCGGGAGCAGGGUGGAGGAUUACUUCGAGACCGACUACCCUCCGCAGGCGGGUGUGGUGGUGAAUGGGCAGAGGAUUGCCGGAGACGUGGUCAUUGCUGCCGAGGGCGUGCGGUCGCGCGGGAGGAAGAUCGUGCUGGGCUUUGACGAGAACCCCAAGUCAUCCGGGUAUGCCGUCUACAGGGCCUGGUUCCCGGCGGACCGGAUCCGGGACAACCCCGUGAUUCGGCACCUAGUAGUGAAUGGCGAUACGCACCAGGGGUUUAUCGGGCCCGACAUCCACUUCCUCGCGUCGAGUAUCAAGAACGGGACCGAAGUCAACUGGGUAUUCACGCAUAUCGAUGACGGGAAUAUCGAGGAGAGCUGGCAGUUCCCCGGGAAGCCGGAAGAGGCGCUGAAGUACCUUGAGGGGUGGUGUCCUGUCGUUCGGGAACUUGUCAAGGCAACCCCCGACGGGCGGCUCAUCGACCACAAGCUCGUCUACCGCGACCCGCUACCGACCUUCAUCUCGCCCAAGGCUCGCAUUGCCCUCAUCGGCGACUCGGCACACCCGUUCCUGCCAACAUCCAUCCAGGGAGCCAGCCAGUCGAUCGAGGAUGGCGUGGUCCUGGCGACCUGCCUGGAACUGAGCGGCAGGAAGAACAUCCCGACAGCACUGCGAGCGUAUGAAAAGUUGCGGUAUGAGAGGGUGCAUCGCGCGCAGGCCACGGGCCCGCAGACGAGGGAGCGCUGGCACAAGGCGGAUUGGAGCAAGGUGUGGAAGAACCCCGAGAUGAUCCACCUGGUUAGAGAGCCGUGGCUGCUGAACUUCGAUGCGGAAAAGGACGCUUAUGAGAGGUAUAGCCUGGUCGCUGCCGAACUGGACCGGACGAGGGCCAGACUGUAGCAGUGAACUUGGGCCGGUUCAUGUUUCUAUCCGAGCAUAGACUCUGCUGUCCGGCAAUAACUGCCACAUCAGUACUGUUUCCUCAUCAGGAGAUAAUCCACGACGCUUCGGUCGAAGAUCCCCUCCCUGACCAGUUGCCGCGCCGAUUCAACCACCCACGUCUGGCAGUUCCGCUGCGUGAUUCUCUGCUUCCUGUCAACCUGGACACGCAGUCAGUCAGUCAAUAACCUAAACCCCUACCCUACAAACCAUAACCCUCAGUAGAAGACUGCAGCCUGGAGUGACAAGGAGCGGGAGUUGGCCGCAGUUGGUACGGAG
Molecule: messenger RNA, 1708 nt
Organism: Chaetomium strumarium
Lineage: Eukaryota; Fungi; Ascomycota; Sordariomycetes; Sordariales; Chaetomiaceae
Exons: 1
Coding region: 104-1390 (428 amino acids)
Molecular function (GO): monooxygenase activity; FAD binding
Source: RefSeq, a predicted model, not a curated record